Prorocentrum cordatum is the source of this 807-nucleotide messenger RNA. NCBI's taxonomy places the organism in Eukaryota, Dinophyceae, Prorocentrales, Prorocentraceae. The record is from the annotation of a GenBank genome assembly.
AUGAGCGCGCUGUACGUCAAUGGCUCGGCCCCGGAUGAGCCCAAUCCCGCCUCCGAAGGAGGACGGUCGAUGCAGGCUGGCGUGACGUUAUCGGAGAUAUCGUCGGCGGUAGAGCAGCCCAGCGCAGCAGACUACGCCAUGCACUUCAUCACCCUUCCCUGGAAGCUGCUCUUCGCAUUCGUGCCGCCAACCGACUACUGCGGUGGCUGGCUCAGUUUCAUGUGCUCCUUGCUGAUGAUCGCGCUCGUCACCGCCAUCAUCGGCGACAUGGCCGCACUCCUUGGCUGCGUUCUUGGCCUCCCAGACGAGGUCACCGCGAUCACAUUUGUGGCGCUCGGCACCUCCUUGCCCGACACUUUCGCGUCAAGAACGGCAGCCGUGCAAGAUCCCACCGCAGACGCAUCGGUUGGCAACGUUACGGGCAGCAACUCUGUCAAUGUCUUUCUUGGAUUGGGCCUGCCAUGGACGAUGGGUUCGCUUUACUGGUCUUAUUCCGAGCCCGAUGCGAAAUGGCUGAGCAAAUACGCACCACCUUUGGGUGUAGAAUCUUUGGUCCCGAUCCAAUCGCGUUUCCGUGAAGGUGCGUUCGUUGUCAGGAAGGGCGCGCUCGUCCCCAGCGUUGCCGUCUUCACUUGCUGCGCACUCGUGGCCAUGGGCAUGCUCUACUACCGCCGGAGGCACCUUGGCGGCGAGCUUGGCGGGCCGAAGUACAACAAGAUGGUGUCCGCCGGCGUCCUCGUCGUCCUGUGGGUGGUAUUCGUGUGCUUGUGCUCCCACUUCGCUCUGGAUCACCGGCUCUGCAGCUGA